ACCAAAGAUUAGCUAAAGAACAUUGGAAAAUUCUGGAAAAGAUCACAAAUCUCUCUGAAAGUGUGAGAGAACUCAGAAGUUCAAUGGUUAAAACUGUGUGUGUGAGGAUCAGCACGAAGCUGCACCUCCUUCCACCUCCUCACUUUUUUAUGAAUGAGUUGACGUCACAAAGACACGCAGCACCAUCUAUGACGUCAACAACAACAGGACCCACCCCCACUGCUGCGGGAAAAACCUCACGAUCAGAAAAGAGGGAGGUGUCGCUCUUCAUGGAUCCCCUCCAUCCUCCUCCUCCUCCUCCUCCUCAUCCUUCAGGGUGCCCUCACACGCCUGAGGAUGACUAAUCAUCCAAGAGAGAGAGGGAGGGAGGGUGAGAGAGGUGCAUGUUGAGUGAAGGGAGGGAGAGAGAGCGAGGGAGGAUAGAAGCAUCAGCAGCAGCAUCCUCCUCAUCCUCCUCGUCCUCGGUGAACGUGCAAGAUGAGAAGCAGCUCCUGGUUCCCCGCCGUGCUGUCUUAUCCCUGACCACCUGACAGCAUCAUCACCAGUGAAGUGGAGCAGGCUAACACCUGGACAACAGAGGGAGUGACUAGCUUUUCAUUCACAUGUGGAGCAGGAGGAUCGGACUAAUCCCUGGAAGAAAAGAGGAGGCAGGAUGUCGAAGCCCACCGGACGGCUCCAGGCUAAUUCCUGAAUAACAGAAUGAAUGACUGAGUGAUUGAAUGGAGACGGUCAUUAGUAGAGUUAUUGGUUCUGACUAAUAUCUGCAGCAGCACUAGCAGUAGCAGGUGCCUCCUCCCAGAACCCAGGACCUGGAUUUGGACCCAGACAACGCCCCCCCUCUCCUCAUCCUUUUCCACCUCCUCGUGCUGCUGGGACCAGGUUAAUCUCUGGAUCAGUGGUGUCUGGCAUGUUCUGCUUCUGCCUGCAGAGUUCCCUGCUGAAGCUCCAGGCUCUGGAAGUGGACGGCAGCUCCUCACCAGGCGGGUCCCCAGAGGAGAGUCCACCAGUCCUCACCAGCAAGGAGCAGAAGAGCCCCUGUGGGCCCCUGGAGGGCAAGACGCAGGCUCUGUGUCACAACGUCCCCAAUGAGGAAGAGCUGUGGACGGUCCUGACCAGAACCCCCCAGUCCACCAGGCACCAGCACAUCAACACCAUCCACCAAGGCCAGCAGCCCCUGACCCCCGACGCAGCCCCGCCUCUCAGUCCUCAUCACUCACCCUACUCGCCUCAGGGGAGCAGCCCAGGAGGUGAAGGUGGAGGAGAAGGAGCAGGUGCAGGAGCUCUGCUGCAGUUACUUACAGGGGGCGCUAGUCCUCUGCCGUCGCCACGUUGUUCCAGCCUGAGCCACAGCCUGAGGUUCAACUCUGACCCUGAAACUGCACCGUCGCCGCCCUGCAGUCAGCAGUACAUACUGUCCCGUGGUCAUGGAGACAGGACUCAGGAGUCAGAGGAGGAUGAGUUUCCCUCCUCCAUCCCGUUCCUCACCCGACACAUACAGACCCUGAAGAAGAAGGUCCGCAGGUUCGAGGAUCACUUUGAGCUGGAGAUGAACUACAAGCCGUCUCACAACGACAAAUACUCCAACCCAGAGAUGGUCAGAGUGAUGAACGACCUGGCCAAGGCCCGAAAACAGCUGAAAGAGCUCAGUCUACGACAGUCUGUGUUUGAGUCCAAGGAGCAGGACGGAGGAAACAGUGACAUCUGCAGGUCCAGUUUUGGACAUCAGGGGGCGUCAGAACACAGACCCACUCUUGAAGAAACAGUGGAGUCGUUAUUUCGGAGACUGCGAGAGAAGAGACGAGAUCUGAGGCUGCCCGACAACGUCAAGGACAUGACUCAGGCUCAGAUGGUUCUGGAGAAGAUCACGUUACAGAAGUGUCUCCUUUACUGUGAGAGUCUGCACGGACGACCGGGAACCAAACAGGAGAAGAACCUGGUCAAACCUCUGUACGACAGGUACCAGCUGAUCAAACGUUUGCUGUGUGCCAGUCCCACCUCCAUCACUACCAUUGAGGAAGAGGAGGGUUCUGAUGAGGACUCUGGGACCUCAGCCACGCUGGACGAACAUCCUGUCCAGGGCUUGCCUCUUCGACCAGCAGGGGGCGAAGACGACAGUGACCGUGACAGUGACCCGGCCUUUGUGUCCCCGAUGGACGAGGUGAAAGCUGUCCGUCAUCAGCCUGGUGUCACCACCGCCAACCUGCACGAAGCCUCCAGGUCUCAGCUGUUGCAGACUUUACGACAGACCAGAGCAGAGAAGAAGAUGAGGCGCAAAAUAAUCAGAGAGUUUGAGGAGCAGUUUUACCGUCAGACCGGCAGAAUUUGCCAGAAGGAGGAUCGCACUCCGUUGAAGGAAGAAUACCAGGAAUACAAACAACUCAAAGCCAAACUGCGACUGCUGGAAGUUCUGCUCAGCAAACAGGAAGUUGAAAAAUCCAUGUGACACCAGUGAGGGACAAGUCCUGUCGUUGUCGCUGAUCCUGGGUCAGAAGGUCAUCUAAUGCAUUUAUAGCUUCUUCCAGUGUUUGUUAACCUUACAGUUGACUGCGCCUCCACUGAGAUCCUACUGAGUCUUUACUGAGUCAUGACCAAAACUGCACUGUCCAUAGUCUCCACCAGUUUCUACUGAGCCUCUGCUGCAUUCUUCAGAAAUCUCCACUGAGAUUCUACUGCAGUACUGCUCCCGCUCGACUGUACUGCAUCUUUGUUGUAUCUCAGUUUAGGCACCGAGUCUUUACAGACAAAUAUAUUAAUGCUAAGACUCAAUUUCUGCUGGUUCCUUAUUGAUCCUUAACCAAGACGUAGUCUUUACCUUGUUUCCACCAGAACCCUGCUUUACUGAGACUAAACUAAGACUCUACUCAGUCUCUGCAGAGUCUGUACUACGUCUCUGUAGUAGACUCUACUUAAUCUUUUAAAGUGCCUACAAAGUCAGAUGAACCUCCACUGAUAGUCUCUACUGAGUCUUGCCAAGUCUCUAUUUAGUCCUUACUGAGUCUUCAAACCAAACUAUUAGUCAGUCUUCACCGAAUCCCAGCUACUCCUGGUUACUAAGCUAAAACAACUAGGUUUUUACUGGUUCUCUGAAUUGUACCUAGUCCUAACUGACUCGGUCUUUACUGAGUCUCCACUGAGUCUUUAUCGAGUCUCUCUCCAAAAGUGUCAAAUGAGUCUGUACUGAGCCUUCACUCGUUCCUAUUGACUGAGUCUUUACUAAGUCUGGUUCUUUACGUGAUGUAAUCUUUAUCAAGUUUCUAAUGAGUCUUUACUGAGUCUGAUCUGAGUCUACGGGGGAUUCCACCACAUCCACACGUUUGACAUCACACAGUAGAAGAUAUUGAUAAUGUGUCCAAACCUCAGUGAAGUAUUUGUCAUGAACAGAGUUGUGAUGCGUUCACAUGGAUAUUUAUUUUGUUAUGAAUCAAAGUGAAUGAAAUUUCAACGUAAAUGUUUGAUCUGAACGAACCACAUGGUUUUAAAUCUGUGUUAA
This is a messenger RNA of Cynoglossus semilaevis (tongue sole), 3490 nucleotides long. RefSeq names its product protein FAM13A-like. The transcript is spliced from 11 exons. Bases 908 to 2443 code for a protein of 511 amino acids. NCBI's taxonomy places the organism in Eukaryota, Metazoa, Chordata, Actinopteri, Pleuronectiformes, Cynoglossidae. The record is from RefSeq and is a predicted model, not a curated record.